CAUAACCACCAAUUAAAAUCGAUCGUACCAAUCGUCCCCUGAGAUCGUCAAGUCCCUCUCUCCCGCAUCUUUCAACCGCGGGCAAUACCUAAUAGUAGCUGUUUGCUUACUUUGAUCUUUCCCCUGUGCAAAUGGAGGCUGCGUUGGCAGAGCUAGAGAGAGUCCAGCUUCAAAUCCUUCGGCGAAUAUCGAAGCUAGAGCUCUCUCACCUGCCUCAAAAUGCUGAACCUAUCCCUUCUUCAUCCCCUCUCACUAACGGCGAUGCUAGCUCCGAUGUUGAAGCUUGCCUCUCUAAUAUUCUACGAUCCAAUGGCGUCAACGACUUCAUUUUCAAGCGAGUCGCCUCCGAUUACUACGACUGGCCUCUCGAGUCCCGCCGCGACGUUCUCGGCGCCGCCUCUGUUCAUCAUCUUUGCAAAAGCAUCGUUUUGGUUAAUACUCAAGCCCUGUCCAAUGUAAUUGAUUGUAGUGAUCGAAACAAUUCAAAGUAUUAUGUUGUUGUAGUUCAGUAUACUGCUAGAUUCAACGCUGAAACUGUCAAAAAUUUUCUCUACACACUCAACAAUGGAAAGAUAUCAAAGAAGAAAUUUAACUUGAGACUUGCUCCUGAGGAAACAUCAAUAAAGUUGACUGGCUAUGAGCACAAUGCAGUUACUUGCAUCGGUAUGCAAACUGACAUUCCAGUAAUUUUAGAUGAAGCCAUUGUAAAGCUUGAUCCAGAUUUCUUCUGGUUGGGUGGAGGCGAGGUUGAUUUGAAGCUGGGAAUCAGAACCUCUGAAUUUAUAAACUUUGUCAAACCUUUCAUUGUCAGCUGCAGUGGUACCUAAUUAUCUACCAUUGAUUCCACAAACUAAAUAAAAAGAAAUUAAACUCAAGACAACUUACUAAAGACUUCAAGAAAAUCCAUUCACAUGGGCAUCCUAUCCGGUCGAGAAUGAUGCUUUAUCUUUUAUUGGUUUGUUUUGGUUAUCAAAUUUUGGAAGUCAAUUGCGCAAUUGGAAAUGUUAAGUCCUCCGGAGACAGCCAUGUUCUUUGGUUAUGUAGUAAGGUGGAAUUGUUAGAUAGGAAUGAAAAUUUGAUUUCUUAGGGAUCAGAGCCUGAAAUUUCGGGAACAUUUCUUUCAUGGUAAUGUGAUGCAUUUUAACCCGUUUUCAGAUUGUUUUGCGAGAUCAAUUACUUGGCAAUGGUGGCUCAUGGUUCACAGAUGGCCACGUUUUGCACAAUUUUGGGCUUGGUUAUUGAAUUCUAUACAGGGGACAGUACAUUGCAGACUGUCGUCUGGACAGUUCAGAGUGGGCUCCACUUUAUCGCGUUUAACAUCCUCCUCCAACGCAACCUAAAUAAACAUGUAAGCCUCGGUUUUUAGUCAUAUUCUCUCAACAUGUUUCAGCCAUGUAAAUGUGGAAAACUCGUGUUGGUUUGGAUUAUGUUUUAUUUUUAUGAAAAACAGAUGCAGGAGUUUCGGGAGGUGAGAACACCUUUAUCUCAUCAGUCUGUACACGCGUAAUCUUUGGAUUAGAUGUCAGUAUAUAUAAUAAUAUGUAUGCGCACACGCUGGUUUGAGCUUCA
Molecule: messenger RNA, 1569 nt
Organism: Gossypium raimondii (Peruvian cotton)
Lineage: Eukaryota; Viridiplantae; Streptophyta; Magnoliopsida; Malvales; Malvaceae
Exons: 5
Coding region: 132-827 (231 amino acids)
Molecular function (GO): aminoacyl-tRNA deacylase activity
Source: RefSeq, a predicted model, not a curated record